UUACAGAUAGGCAAUUUAAGUUGAUCACUCUAUCUUUAGUUUAUACAGUUAUAUUUAUUUAGGUCUGAAGUUUUUGUAAAUGAAUAAUUAUAACAAUAGUCUACGUGUGAAAAAUUUGUGAUAUUUGAUGUUUAAUUUUAAUAACGUUUGCAAAUUCACGAAGUGUUAAUCACUGACAGCAGACAAGUAUCACGUAAAUCACUUUUCAUUUUUGGAUUUAACAAUAACGUAUGUAACGGCUAAGAAUGCCACUGUUUAUCCAAGACAGACCAAUGGGCGAGAGCCCCAAGUCGGUUGCAGAAUUCCUACAAAGAUUUCCACAUUUUAAGGAGGGUGCUGCAGCUUUAACUUCCAAGCAUACAAAAGAGGUUCCUCCUCAUGGAUUGCUUUAUGUUGGUCAGAGGGAAAUGGCUGUCAUCUCACCAGAUGAUGAGAGUAUACAGGUAUUAGGUACAGAUGAUGCCACCACAUGUCACAUUGUUAUACUUCGCCACACAGGUUCCAAUGUGACGGGAAUGAGUCAUUUCGAUGGUUCAGGAUUACAACAUGCUGUGCACCAACUUACAGAUAUAGUUAUCAAAGAAACUGGUCAAGGUCAAAUUCAGAAUGGAAGACUAGAGUUAACACUUGUUGGUGGAUUUAAAGAUGAAAGAAACAUGUCAGAAGAAUUGUCAGUGAAAAUAUUAGAUACCUUCAAUAAAUCACCAGCUCAUAUUCAUUUGGUUACUGCUUGCAUAACAGAUUUGAAUACAAGAGUUGAUAAAGGUGUUCCAUUUCCCAUCAUUUACGGAUUAGCUGUGAUAAUUCAGACUGGGGAAAUUUUUCCCGCCAAGUUUCAAGACAGAGGUCCAGAUCAACCCCUCAGAUCUGCGAGACAUUUUACAGGCUCAGAAGAUGUCAUCAAUAUUUAUGACAUAAGAAGGAGGCAGCUUGUCAUAGGACCAUUUAAUUACAGUUCCAUGGAUGAAAUAGAUCUUCUGUGUAGAUUACCUGAUCCCAUUAUAAGACAGCAUUUAUCAACAUCACCAGAACAAGAACCAAAACAUUUCGAAGCUUGUGUUCGUGCCGCCCUUGUUCAAAUCCGAGAUUUCCCGGAACCACUGAAGUCUGUGUUUAAAGGCAAAGGCAACCACUACAAGAAAGAACCAGAUGGAAAAUGGACCAAAGUUAAUUAAGAAAUGUUGUCAAGAUCUUGUAUAUAUAACCUUAUCAUGAGAUGUUUUUAUUUUUUCAUUUUUCGACAUUUUUGACAUUUUGAUUCAUUUUAUUAUAUAAGUUGCUUUUUUCUUUUGUUUCUUUUUACUUUGAAAGGAAAUUAUGUUGUUUUACACGUUGUAAAGACAUAUGCCUGUUAAAGGCUGAAAAAAUGAACUUGUUUUAGUUAGAAUCCUUAGAAGAGUGUGGCUUUGAUAGCUGUUCAAUUGAGUGUAGUUUUAGUCAAAUAUGAAAUUUCUAACACUGUAAAUUCAUUACCAAAUUUUAUGAAAUACUGAAUGCUUUAUUUUCAUAUAUUGUAGAAAUAUCAUCCUUAAUACCAAAUUGUUCGCUUUGAAAUUCAGUUGAUAUUAACACAAAUGUUUGUAUUAACAGAAAAGUUAGUAUAAACAGAAAUGUUAUUAUUUAAAGGUUUAUUUAAGGUUAUAUAACUAUGUUAGUUUAUUAAAGAUUUCAAAACCAAAGAAUUGUUAAAGAGUAUUUUGAUAUUUUAUCAAGUUGUUAAGUAUAAGUAUUUCCCUUUUUGACCUUUAGCCUGUUUGUGGCAGUUGAAUCGACCCAUGUGACCAGUGCAGACCAAGAUCAGGCCUUUCUGAUCAUGAUCAUGGUCUGCACUGUUCGCUAUUGAGUUAUUUUAAAACUUUCUUGUUUGGUCUAUAUUAACAGAUGGUCUGGUCCGUUUAUGAUAUUUAGCAAAGUAAGGGUUAAUGUUUACCACAGGCAAGUCUAUUGUUUUUGAUUUUGAUUA
Messenger RNA from Ruditapes philippinarum (Manila clam), 1963 nucleotides. Its product is annotated as protein N-terminal asparagine amidohydrolase-like. Gene Ontology annotation, cellular component: nucleus. The record is from RefSeq and is a predicted model, not a curated record. Gene Ontology annotation, molecular function: protein-N-terminal asparagine amidohydrolase activity. The transcript has 11 exons. Gene Ontology annotation, biological process: ubiquitin-dependent protein catabolic process. Lineage: Eukaryota; Metazoa; Mollusca; Bivalvia; Venerida; Veneridae. Bases 246 to 1175 code for a protein of 309 amino acids.